This is a messenger RNA of Phoenix dactylifera (date palm), 647 nucleotides long. RefSeq names its product cypmaclein-like. NCBI's taxonomy places the organism in Eukaryota, Viridiplantae, Streptophyta, Magnoliopsida, Arecales, Arecaceae. The record is from RefSeq and is a predicted model, not a curated record.
GUUAUCAUCCCACGCUCUGUGUUUACCUGCUCCUCUGGAAUGCUCGGCUUCCUCCCUAUAAAUUGAAGCGGUCUCUCUCAGCCUUUGCCAUCAUUUUAAGAGCUCAAUCGGAGUGCCUCUUGCAUCUUUUACUUACCAGCCAUUGCCUUUCAUGGCGCUCUCCAAUUCUUUUCUGCCAUUUCUUCUGCUCCUUUUCAUCCUUUCAGUUCAUCUUGUCGAUUCUCGCCCCACACUUGAUCAUGAUUUGGUGAUGACGACCAAUGGGAGAUCUCUCCUUCAGGCGCCUAAGCCUACAAUAAACUGUGGAGAAGCGUGUGCGGUGCGGUGCAGCAAGUCUUGGAAGCAAAAGAUGUGCAAGAAGAUGUGUGGGGUUUGCUGCGGCAAGUGCAGCUGCGUCCCUCCUGGCACUUCUGCGGAAACUCGUGCCAUGUGCCCUUGCUACGCCAACAUGAGGAAUCCUAAAGGCCAGCUCAAGUGUCCUUAGAUGCCAUUCCUCUCCUCUCCUCUCGAAAUUUUAAGAUAAUAUGGCUGCUAAAUAUUAUAUAUGAACCAAAAAAAAUAAGAUAGAGAGUUGAGAGCAUUUGUACUGGAUGUUGGCAACCAGGCAAUCUUCGAAAUAAAAUAUGUUUAAUUUCUUUUGAAGGCCA